Kwoniella botswanensis is the source of this 1683-nucleotide messenger RNA. RefSeq lists its product as uncharacterized. The record is from RefSeq and is a predicted model, not a curated record. The transcript is spliced from 10 exons. The coding region runs from base 1 to 1683 and encodes 560 amino acids. NCBI's taxonomy places the organism in Eukaryota, Fungi, Basidiomycota, Tremellomycetes, Tremellales, Cryptococcaceae. Gene Ontology annotation, molecular function: oxidoreductase activity.
AUGAUGAACACAAUGAGACCAGCUUCGAGACUGGUAACUCCCCGUGUGCUACCGCGACGAGCAAUCCAGAUACCCAAAAGACCUUUCUCAAGUGGAUCAGCGACUGGAGAAGCUAGAUCGAGAGCUAGAUUCCUUCAAAUAGGUAGUGCAGUCGCAGCAUCCAUGGCUAUAGGAUAUGCACUCACCAGCCCCAUAAGACUAGAAGAAGCUGCGGAUGAUCCAGCACCAUCUAGAGAUGCAGCCGUAGGAAGAGCUCUGAUACCUUUCAGCGAAGUGAACAAGCACAAUACACCUGAAGAUUGUUGGGUAGUAAUUGAUGGAAAGGUAUAUGAUCUUACUGAAUUCGCUCAAAUACAUCCUGGCGGAGCAGGACACAUCCACCGAGUAGCCGGACGAGAUGCCAGUGCGAUUUUCAAUCCCAUCCAUCCACCCGGGACAAUCGAGAACGGUUUAGACGAAGAGGCUUUCAUGGGAUUGGUAGAUCCAAUGACUUUACCUCAGACGGUAAACAAGGUGGCUAGUGGUGAGAAGGAGGAGAGGAAGAUUGAAUUGGCCGAGAUAAUCGGUUUACCAGAUUUCGAUGAAGCUGCUAGAAGGAUAUUGACGGGGAAAGCUUGGGCUUAUAUGUCUAGUGGAGCUACGGAUCAGUAUACCCUCGAUUUGAAUAGAAGAGCAUUCAACUCAAUACUUUUCAGGCCUCGAAUCAUGAUAGAUGUGGAUAUUGCCGAUACUAGAACUACGAUGUUAGGUCAAGAGACCUCUUUACCUAUAUUCAUCUCACCUGCUGGUAUGGCCAAACUCGCCCACCCGGAAGGAGAAUGUCUCUUAGCUAAAGGUGCAGGUCAAUGUGAUAUCAUACAAAUGAUCUCGACCAACGCCUCAGCUCCAUUACCAGAUAUAAUCAACUCCCGUACCUCCCCAACUCAACCAUUCUUCAUGCAGCUCUACGUCGACCGUAACCGGGACAAGUCCGAGGCUCUCAUACGUAAGAUCAACGACCUGGGGUUAAAAGCGAUAUUCGUGACUGUCGAUGCUGCCGCUCCAGGGAAGAGAGAAGCAGACGAACGAAGUCGAGCGGAAGUAGAAGUAGCAUCAGGUAUAUCAGGAGGAAAGAUUUCGUCGGACAACAAAGGUGGUGGAAUUGGGCGAUCGGUUGGAGGGUUCAUUGAUCCGAAAUUAAAUUGGAAUGAUAUAGCUUGGUUGAGGAAACAUACAAAGUUGCCCAUAGGAUUGAAGGGUGUACAGACAGUGGAAGAUGCUAUGAAAGCUGCUGAGCUGGGAGUGGAUGCGAUCUAUUUGUCCAAUCAUGGUGGCCGAGCUCUUGAUGGAUCCCCUCCUGCCAUGUACACUUUAUUAGAAAUCAACAAGAUCUGCCCGGAGCUUUUGAAGAAGUGUGAAGUAUACCUUGACGGAGGGUGCAGAAGAGGAACAGACGUAGUCAAAGCAUUAUGUCUUGGUGCUAAGGGAGUGGGAAUGGGUCGACCUUUCCUGUAUUCUCUGACAUACGGUGAAGAAGGUGUCGUACAUGCUAUCGAGAUCAUGCGAGACGAAAUUCAAACUACUUUACGUCUAUUGGGUGUAAAUCGAUUGGAUCAACUUGGACCGCAUUUGCUCAACACUCGAGCUUUGGAUAAUCUCGUUUUUGAUAGACCAGUGUUUGGUCCAGGUGAGAAGCCAUUAUAA